Messenger RNA from Panicum hallii, 649 nucleotides. RefSeq lists its product as uncharacterized. The record is from RefSeq and is a predicted model, not a curated record. NCBI's taxonomy places the organism in Eukaryota, Viridiplantae, Streptophyta, Magnoliopsida, Poales, Poaceae. The transcript has 4 exons. The coding region runs from base 81 to 497 and encodes 138 amino acids.
CAGCAAGCUGUGCAUGAAUGAAGAGGUUAUAACCUAUGCACUGCCGGCCAUGUCCUUUUUAACCUGCCCGACCCCUCUCCAUGGCCGGCCUUCUUCUCUUGUUAGAUCCCAUUCCUGCUGCUUCCUGUGGGAAGCCGCAAGGCUGCCGCCGCCGCUCGCGCCUAGGUAGCAUUUGGUUAUAUAAGGAGGGAUCAUCAGAGCAAAUGGCAGCAGGAGAUUGGAGAGACGGGGAAUCGCUAGCUACUCUGCAACUUGCAACUUUGAUGCCGCUGAGUAAUGCAGCACAGUUUAGCUUUCUUCUGUUGUUCGGGGGGAAAAAAGCUAAGAUUGCUAAUAAGCUAGCUUCUCAGCAUGGAGCUACUGGAUUUGGCACAUAUGGACGGAGACGUCUGACAGAUUGCUUUUAUAACUUUCAGCUUUCAGAAUUUUUCAUUGUGCCACUUGAAAAGGUUAGCCGUGCAUGUAUACAAGUGACUUGUAGCUUCCUGCAAACCUGAUGCGUCACUGAUACUGCCCAGGCUCAUGAAGUAUAUAAGCCUAUUUGUACUAAAAUAUUUUUGCUUGUGCCCCUUAAUUACCCUUCUCUACAGAAAGAAGUUCAUCAUCUUUUCCUCACUGAUUUCAUAAUUUUUUCUGGUUAUAUAAAAAC